AUGGAAAUCAGCAAGGAAGAAGGGAAGCGGAUCCUCCAGGAACCUGAACUCGACGAGGAAGGUGAAUGCGAUGAAGAUACCGGAGAAGAUAACAAGAAAAAAGGAGCACUGACCCCCUCCAAAAGAAGAGUAUCUAGCACAGGAGGAUCAACACAGCGUUCUUGUCAGGCAGAAGACUGCACUGCUGAUAUGGCUGACGCCAAGCCUUACCAUCGUCGACAUAAAGUUUGCGAGUUUCAUGCAAAGGCUGCAGUGGUUCUUCUCUACGGCUUGAGACAACGUUUCUGCCAGCAGUGUAGCAGGUUUCACGAACUAUCAGAGUUUGAUGAAGCUAAAAGAAGCUGUCGCAGGCGUUUGGCAGGACACAAUGAGCGGCGACGCAAGAGUUCAUGUGAUUCUCACUGAUAAGAGAUGCAACAAAAUAAUUUGGCCUAUAGAAGAAGGCAAAUUCACUAAAUCCAGAUUAAUGAGGAUGCCAUAAAACCAGACCUACUUCUGAGGAUUCAGUGUUCUCUCUAUCUUCUGUCAAUUGCUGGAUUUCUUUAAACAAAGAACCGGCUCAGUCUGUAUGAGUCAAAUAUUUUGUAACUGUUUCUUGUACUUGUGGUUCGAUUGGUAUUUAUUAACAAUGUAUGUAUCAUGCCACCUAAGGAAGCUACCAAAAUAAUGCUAAACCUCCUUUGACUGGCUUUAUCU
Salvia hispanica is the source of this 696-nucleotide messenger RNA. RefSeq names its product squamosa promoter-binding protein 1-like. The record is from RefSeq and is a predicted model, not a curated record. Gene Ontology annotation, molecular function: DNA-binding transcription factor activity; DNA binding. Gene Ontology annotation, cellular component: nucleus. Lineage: Eukaryota; Viridiplantae; Streptophyta; Magnoliopsida; Lamiales; Lamiaceae. Gene Ontology annotation, biological process: flower development.